Messenger RNA from Budorcas taxicolor (takin), 7095 nucleotides. RefSeq names its product growth arrest specific 7 (gene GAS7). Gene Ontology annotation, cellular component: plasma membrane; actin filament; cytoplasm. Gene Ontology annotation, biological process: actin filament polymerization; neuron projection morphogenesis. The record is from RefSeq and is a predicted model, not a curated record. Gene Ontology annotation, molecular function: actin filament binding. The transcript is spliced from 14 exons. NCBI's taxonomy places the organism in Eukaryota, Metazoa, Chordata, Mammalia, Artiodactyla, Bovidae. The coding region runs from base 1 to 1431 and encodes 476 amino acids.
AUGUCCGGCGCCCGCUGCCGGACCCUGUACCCCUUUUCCGGGGAGCGGCAUGGCCAGGGGCUGCGCUUCGCCGCGGGCGAGCUCAUCACGCUGCUGCAGGUCCCGGACGGCGGCUGGUGGGAAGGCGAGAAGGAGGACGGACUCCGCGGCUGGUUCCCGGCGAGCUACGUGCAGUUGCUGGAGAAGCCUGGAAUGGUCCCCCCUCCGCCGGGAGAGGAAAGCCAGACUGUUGUCCUUCCACCGGGCUGGCAAAGCUACUUGUCCCCUCAGGGCCGGCGCUACUAUGUCAACACGGCCACCAAUGAGACCACCUGGGAACGUCCCAGCAGUUCUUCUGGGAUUCCAGCCAGCCCUGGCCCUCACAGGAGCUCUCUGCCUCCAACAGUGAAUGGAUACCACACGUCAGGGACCCCAGCGCACCCUCCCGAGACUGCCCACAUGAGUGUCCGAAAAUCCACCGGUGAUUCCCAGAACCUGGGAUCCUCGUCACCAAGCAAAAAGCAGAGCAAGGAAAACACCAUCACAAUAAACUGCGUGACGUUCCCUCACCCAGACACAAUGCCGGAGCAGCAACUGCUGAAACCGACCGAGUGGAGCUACUGUGACUACUUCUGGGCUGACAAGAAGGACUCCCAAGGCAACGGCACGGUGGCUGGGUUUGAACUGCUGCUGCAGAAACAGCUGAAGGGCAAGCAGAUGCAGAAGGAAAUGUCGGAGUUCAUCCGGGAAAGGAUAAAGAUUGAAGAGGAAUAUGCGAAGAACUUAGCUAAGCUCUCUCAGAACUCCUUGGCCGCACAGGAGGAGGGCUCCCUGGGAGAAGCAUGGGCGCAGGUGAAGAAGAGCCUUGCGGAUGAGGCUGAAGUUCACCUCAAGUUCUCUGCCAAGCUGCACAGCGAGGUGGAGAAGCCUCUGAUGAACUUCCGUGAGAACUUCAAGAAGGACAUGAAGAAGUGUGACCACCACAUCGCAGACCUCCGCAAGCAGCUUGCCAGCCGCUACGCCGCGGUGGAGAAGGCCCGAAAAGCCCUCACAGAGCGGCAGAGAGACUUGGAGAUGAAGACCCAGCAGCUGGAGAUCAAGCUGAGCAACAAGACGGAGGAGGACAUCAAGAAGGCUCGGAGGAAGUCCACGCAGGCGGGAGAUGACCUCAUGCGCUGUGUGGACCUCUACAACCAGGCCCAGUCCAAGUGGUUUGAAGAGAUGGUUACCACCACGUUGGAGCUGGAGCGGCUGGAGGUGGAGAGGGUGGAGAUGAUACGGCAGCACCUCUGCCAGUACACGCAGCUGCGGCACGAGACGGACAUGUUCAACCAAAGCACAGUCGAGCCUGUGGACCAACUGCUUCGAAAAGUAGACCCAGCCAAAGACAGGGAGCUGUGGGUCAGAGAGCACAAGACGGGCAGCAUCCGCCCCGUGGACAUGGAGAUCUAGACGCGCGGCCCGGGGGUCCUGCUGAGGAGGGGCUGGGGGUCCCACGGAGAGCAGGUGGCGCUCCCGCCAGGGGGGCCUGCUGUCGGGAGUGGCGCUGCCCUCCCCCUGCUCUCCUGGUCCACUGAGGAGAGGGGACAGUGGGGCCGGAAGGGCGGCCCAGAUGGCCCCACAGGGAGCUCCCCGGUGUUCCCAGGCUGAGAAGAUGGAUCCACAGCCCUGCCCUUGUCUCUGAGGCUGAAGCCCCCCGAGUCCCUUGCUGCGCUUGCCACUCCAAGGACAAACUGAGACUGGAACUUUGUGGUCCCUGUUGAGUACCAGAGGGGUCCCCUCCCCACCCAGAGCAGUUGUGUCCCAUGCUCAUGCCCCUGGAAGCCCAACGGCCCUUCUUCCAACUGACCUCCUUGUCUCCAGGCCUUUGGAGGGGCAGGAGAGGAAGGUCUCCAUCUCCAAGCCAAGUGUCAGGAUCAGAGUCAUGGAGAGAAGGCCACCAUUCAGCACAGUAGCCCACACCCAGAAUGCUUUGCAGCAGCCCUCCCUCUUGAUUUUUUUUCCCCCCCUUGAAUAUUCUGAGGGCCUUGAAUAUUCUGAGAGCCUACAUCCUGGCUCUUCUCUGCUACUUUUCACCAAUGGGAGUCUUGGGAAGAAGGUCUGGCUCCAGUUGUCCCAGACUGACCCUGCCUGGAGAGGUCAGGAUGAAACUACCUCAUUCAGCAAAUUCACCCCAAGUUGGAGCAGAUCAGGCAUCCAUGUCACGUGCUCUUUCCAGACAUCCCAGUCCACCCAGCCUGCAGCCGCCUCCUCGGGGAAGCCCCCUCCUCCACCCUCGCCCAUCCCAGGGAGCUGAGUCGGUCUCAUGUCAGGGAGGGGUUGGGACAAGUCUCUGUCACCUCGCAGGUGGUUCCACCUGCCCGUGCACAGUGGAAUUGGGACUGCUGCUCCGUGUACAGCUCUCACUGGCGGGCACCACGCAGGCAGUGCAGACUGUCGUGGCCACAGUACAUGUCACCAUCCAGGCAGUCGGGUACCUUGGCCUCUCAGCUCCUUCUGCACGUUCCCAAGCCCCGCAUGGAGCCCCUACUUGGGGCUGGUGCCCCCUUGCCCUUUUGCCAUCUCCUUUUUCCCUGAGAAAGCCUGGUCUGAGCAUGACCUGCGAAGCCACCAGAUCCUUACUCAUCACUUUCUCGCUUACAUACUAAAUCUUGAGAAUUGGCUUGAGGGGACUGGAAGCAGAAAAGGACUGGAGGAGGUCAGACAGCUUGCAAGGGGCACAUUCUAGCCUGGAGCCCACACCCUAAGAACCCAUGUUUCUUCACUUUUCCCAUUGAUUACUUUGGAUUCACAGGACUCAUGUCUCAUAAGGGCAGCCGUCUAAGAGGAUAACUCACUGGUCUUUCUCCCUCCAUCGUCCAGGCUGGUAACUGAUGACUUGUUUUUCUUGUAUCUCUUGGUACCCCUUUCUCUGAGUCAGUAUGGCGCCCUCAUAGUGAUAGUAGAAAGAUGCUGAAUAUCCUAAAGCAAACCAAGCUUUGCUACUUUUCUUCUCAAAACAUCCCAACCAGAAAGGUCAGUGUGAAGGCCUUCACUAACAUGCAGGCCGCCAGGACGGAUCUGUGUCUGGCGUGGAGAACCACUCCUUCCGGUCUGGGGUUGGGCUGUGACACCAGCUGCCCAUUUGGGGCUAUCAUUUCUUGGUUUCUUGAUAAAAAAAAAAAAAGAUGGGUGCUAGUAGUAACUGCUUUGUGGCUUAGUCAACUAAUUUGUGGAUGAUUUUCCAACAUUCAAAGCCAAUAGCCUUGUUAUUAACAUAGAUACGUUCAUGUGUGGUGUGGCUCAUUGAUUUUGUUUUCUCAUCCCUGUCCGAGGAUUCCAGAGUCUUCUGUUAUUCCCUGGGGCUCUUGCCUCUUUCAGGGUAGCCUGAGUUGGCCUCAUGUAGGCUAGUCUAUUUUCUGAAGUCAUGCUUUCCCCCUUUUCCCUCAGUCUCAUUAGAUGCCCCCAUAUACUUCUUUUCCUUUUUUCUUCCCUCCUUUAUUCAUUCGUCAAGCAUUUAGCUAAGACUGGGCAAUAUGCAAAGAUCUAGGAACAAGAUAUAGCCCUCUCUGUCAUCAGGGAAACCAGUGAUCUGUUCCUUCGAGUAAACUCGUCUUUUCUUCAAGGGUCUUGCAGGUGAGUAACCUUGGCAUUCACCUACAGAUACUCUCUGCAGAGUCUAGGUUUGCAGAGAUACCCUCUGUUGUACUGAUAGCUCUUCAUUCAUUCAUUCAUUCUCAUUCAUUCAUUUAAUCAGCAGACACUUGGGGCAAGCCAGGUAUUAUGCCAGUACUGCAGACGUAGCUGCAUACCAGCCAGGAACUCCGCCCCAUCCCCCACCCCUUCUGUUCUCCAUGUGGACAAGCACAUGUUUUCAGACCUUUCUGGGAAAUGAGAGCCUUGCACCUCUCCCACGUUUAACCUACUACUAGCCUGUAAUAAGCCAUGCGGCAUUUACCCAAGGAUGGAAGAACCAGACAGCACCAAGAGUACAAUCGUGGGGUCACUAGACCCUCACAGCUCACAUCCAACUCAAAUUUGAGAGAUUUGUUUGUUUUAGAUAGUUCUUGCUUUACACAGAGGAAGAAUGAAGCCCAAGGCCAGCCAGUGAGAGCUGUGAACUGAAUAGCGAAUCACGAGCAGGGCUGGAGUUGAGAGUACAGGCCUCUGUCCCUAUGGUUAGGAUGAAGUCUGGAAUGUCUGAAAGUCAUCUUCAGAGUGGCGCUCUGUCCUAGUGGUUGGUUUGGUUUGGGUAUUUAGGUUACAAGAGGAUAUGCUUGGCUUUUUUCAGGGUAAAUGACUCCAGGUUAUUCGUGAGCACAUUCACUGUUCCAUUUCUGAGAACGGGUGAGCCCCUUCUACCUAGGAGACAUGGAUGCACUUUGUUUCCUCUGUGAAAGCCUGAUUUUUAGAAUAGAAUCUAAGACAAGCAAGGGUUACCAAGACAACCUCCAGGAUAAGCUGCUUGUCCCUCUCUUUUUUUUUUUUCUAUUGCUUCUGAUCAGCAUUGGAAAACACUGGCCAGCCGACCCACAGGGAUGGCUGACCUGAGGUUCUGCCCAUGGGACCACCUUGGGUCUCCUUUUAAUCUACCCAACACCUGUGUCAGCCGGGGGGCAGGGCAGGGAAGGGUGGAUGGGAUUUUGAGGGGAAACACUUCUCCCCUCACUGAGGCUAAUCAAUGACUGAAGCAAAUAGAAAAACCCUGUGUAUACUCAGGAACCAGGGGUUUGUAUUCCCUUUGUGGAAACCAAUCAAUUACUAGAUUAGGAGAUGGAAGCAAAGAAAUCUUGGCAGAGCCAAAGUCCCUUCUUGGAAAUGCAAGUCAUAACAUUCCGAGGACAUCAAAGACCUCGGCUUGUUUAAGUGAUUUUACUUCCAGCGGUGAAUGGCCUUGACAAGAAGUUAUACAGGAUUCUGCAGGCCUACUGGUGAUUAUGUAGAUAGGGAGCGUUCCUGGACCAGUGUUAAGUGAGGCACAGAUCAGAAGCACAUCUUAGCCAGCAUACCGUCAUUCACAUAAGCCUUCCUGUCCCCACAGGUCCCGCUGCCUUUUUCCCCAAGUUUAUUGAGAUAUUUGACAUUCAAAAUUGGGAGUUCAUGAGCAUACAGGAAAAUUCACCCUUUUGAAGGAUACAGUUCAAUGAAUUUUGAAAAACUUACACAGUCUUAUGGGGCUUCCCUGGUAGCUCCCAUGGUAAAGAAUCUGGCUGGGAUGCAAGAGACCCGGGUUCAAUCCCUGGAUCAGGAAGAUCCUCUGGAGAAGGGAAUGGCUACCCACUCCAGUAUUCUUGCCUGGAGAAUCCCAUGGACAGAGGAACCUGGCGGACACAUGGGGUCCACGGGGUCACAAAGAGUUGGACACAACUGAGCAACUAACACUUUGACACGAUCUUGUAACCACCGCUGAGAUCAACAUAAUAUUUCCAUCAGUCCAAAAACAUCCCCUCAGGCUCCUUUGAUGUCCAUCCACUCUUCCCACGCCCAGCACCUGGCAACCACUGAUGGAUUUUCUGACCCUGCAGAUCUGCCUUCUGUAGUGUGUCAUAGGCAGAAGCCUUUGAGUCUGGCCUCCUCGCUCAGCUUGAUGCCUCUGAGUCACUUUGUCAUAGGAUGUCCCUAGCUUGUUCCCCUGCAAUGCCGAGUAGCCGUCCAUUGAAUGGGUGCACCCCACUGCUUCCUUGCUCUUAAAAACACAAGUUGUCUUCCUGGAAGCUCCUGACCUGGAGUCUUGAGCGUGUUUGCACAGCUACUUCCAGCCAGCUGCAUCCAGUGGUUCUUGGGACUUAAACUUGGCUCUUUUUGAGUCAUUUUAGUUUGGGGGGCAUCUAACACUUGAGUUUUUCACAAUGUAGAGAGCUGCUGGGGAUGGAGGCAGGGGUGGUGGACAGGGUCUCUGCUGCCCCCUGAAGCUGGCGUCUCAACUGGCAGAUCCACUUGCUCCUUGGGACUCUCCCUUCACCUCGCCCAGUCCCUGCCAUUUGGUGAGAGUUCGGGGGUGUGGGAGGUGGGUGGAGAGUGUGUGGGUGAGAAAGCAGGGUGGCCAUGGGCUCAGCACCACCUUUCUCUGGAUCUUCCUUCACCUGCAAACUGAAGGUGUUAUUCUAGAACGUUCUCCCAGGCCUCCUCCGGCUGCUGCGUUCUGUCUCCCCUUGUCAUUUCCAGUUUUGUGCCCAAUGCACACGUCAUACCUAAUCUGGGUCCGCUCGGCACAGCUGUGCGAGCUGUCACCUCAUACCCUCCUGAGAGGGGGCCCCGGGUGCUGAGAAAUCUAAAAAGAGACUUUUAGACACAAAAACUUAAGAGUUUCAUGAGCUGUUGAGAAUGAGGUAGUUCCUCGUCCUUGCACUCCUAAAGAAAGCAGAAGCCAUUACCUUUCUUCCACUGAUGUUUGACACCAUGUCCUGAAGGUCACUUCCCAGGAGCAAAAACAGGCAUGGAGUCAGAGCCCCCUCCCUUAAGGUUCUUGUCGACGCCUGAGCCUUGCCUACCUGACCUGUGCCUGCACCCUCCUGGGUGGUGGCAGAAAGAAAACCACACCCAACUGCUGAUGCUGGUCAGCUCUGGGCAAGACCCCCCAAAGGAAGGACUCCUCCAGCUACGUCUUGAUUGUGCCCUGCUCAGUGAAAGCUGAGCCCCGGAAAGCAACCAGGGACCUCUCCCAGCCAACAGAAGACAUCCUUGGGUCCAGCCAGGUGACGGUGUGGGCUGUGGAGCCCACAACACAGGAUUCCCCUGCUGCCAGGAUAGCCUCUUUUUUCUGGGGGAGGGGUCCUGGGGGCUCUCAACAUCUUCCCCACUCCACCCCACCCCCACUGGAGUCAUUGCUAUCAGGCCCUUUGUCAAGGUGGGGGACCCAACCCCUCUUUCCUGGCUUGGUGAGACUAAGGUGACAAAAACCAAUGUUCUGUUUCCCCCGAACCUUCUAGAUGCUGGGGCCUGGCUACUGGGGGGUCUUGUUGGGAGGUGUCUCCGAGAGAGAGGGGCUGUGAUGGCCUUUGGAUCUCUGUGCUGUUCGGGGGACUUGGCCCUCUGUGUGCUGGGGCAUCCCUAACGGGCUUGCAGUGGUGGGAGGCGGAGGGUCUGGCACAUGGGUGCUCUGAUGGGGACGGUGUGACACGCAGACGAGGCAGGAAA